AUGCUGCCGCAAGGCUUGCCAACAAUGCCGUCUUUCCCGUUCGCUGCGUCGCCCAUCGCAUGGGGGGCAGACGCGGAGAGCGCGGGGGGAGCCACGGCCGCGGAAGGCGAGACGAUCGCGGCAUGGCAGCAAGGCGCCUCCGAUUCGCCUCCGCCACCGUCGGAGCAACGGCAUGAGCAGCUGGCGGCGGCAGUUCCGGCGGAAGGAGCGGUUGUUGCGACGGUAGCGGAGGGAGCGGGGGAAGAGGGGGAAGCAGGGGAAGCGAGCGGGGAGUUCAGAGUGGAGAGCGGGAAGUGGCGCGUGCGCAUGGCCGCGCGCGAGGAGAUGAAGGCGGUGGCGGACCUGCAGGCGGAAGUGUUCCACGACCCCCCGCCCGCCCCGCUGUCCGCGCUGAACGCCUUCUUCCUGGACAUGUUCAAGGCGGAGCUCUUCGACAACCUGCUACACAAGGUCAAGUACUCGCCGCCUGACAGGUGCGCUGCCCACUCCUUGCUCGUUCUUGCCCCACUUCUCCCUCCCAUCCCCUCCCCUUCUCCCCCCGCGCAUGCGCAUGCACGCAAUGACUCUCUGGCUCGCAUCUAUCCCGGCCUCUGUUUCCCGCUCAUUGCCUUAGAGUUGCUUGCAGUGGUUGUGGCAUGUCUCCGUGUGCAUCCCCACCUCCCACCGACCCAUCUCGUGGCACAGCCUUCCACCCAGCCGUUUCCGCCUCCUCACCCAACCAGCGAGUCACCUGCAGGGGAAAGCUCCAAGAGACCGCCAUCAGCAUCCACAUCAGCAGCAGCAGCAGCAGCAGCAGCAGCAGCAGCAGCGUCAGCAGUGGAGGUGGUGGGAGUGGUGGACCUGACAGCGCUGGACGACCGCAGUGUGCUGAAGCACCUGUCAGGGGCGCAGGACUACCUCUACCUCUCCGGCAUGGCUGUGCACGCCCCCCUCAGUGCCUCUCUGCUCGUCCCAGGACUCUGCUUCUUGCCCUCUCUCCCUCUUCGCACAUUCAUUCCCUCGUGA
Molecule: messenger RNA, 1005 nt
Organism: Closterium sp. Naga37s-1
Lineage: Eukaryota; Viridiplantae; Streptophyta; Zygnematophyceae; Desmidiales; Closteriaceae
Source: the annotation of a GenBank genome assembly